Messenger RNA from Neoarthrinium moseri, 1824 nucleotides. RefSeq lists its product as uncharacterized. The transcript has 6 exons. The record is from RefSeq and is a predicted model, not a curated record. Gene Ontology annotation, molecular function: solute:inorganic anion antiporter activity. Gene Ontology annotation, biological process: borate transport; transmembrane transport; monoatomic anion transport. Gene Ontology annotation, cellular component: plasma membrane. The coding region runs from base 1 to 1824 and encodes 607 amino acids. NCBI's taxonomy places the organism in Eukaryota, Fungi, Ascomycota, Sordariomycetes, Amphisphaeriales, Apiosporaceae.
AUGGAGAACUCGUCAAGUUCCAAUGCCAAUGUCUCCCAUGAUACCUUGUCUCAACAUGGUGCUACGGAUCCCGGAGAAAAUCACCUUACGCGGGAAAAGACCGCAAAGUCAUAUACCUACGAGAGCGUGAUCGGAUGGCGUCGCUACCGAGUACUAAGGCCAUGUCGCGGCAUGUACCAUGAUGUUCGUCGAAGACUUCCGUACUAUUGGAGCGACAUCACAGACGCGUUCACCUAUAGGACUGUGGCGAGUACAAUUCGGAUGUAUUUUGUUAACCUUCUUCCUGCACUUGCCUAUACCCUGGAUAUGUACAGAAGGACUGGCGAAUUCUUCGGUGUUACCGAAGCUCUCUUCUCAUCUGCUUUGGCGGCAAUGGUGUUUAGUAUUAUUGGCGUUCAGCCAUUGACAAUCGUUGGAAUUACUGGUUUGAUCUCGCUAUUUAACUACACCAUCUACGACAUUAUUGCGCAAUACGACCCGUCGUUGUACCCCCUUUUUAUGGCUUGGACGGGGAUAUGGGGUGCAAUCUUCCACUGGAUUGUCGCCGUUCUCAACCUGUGCGAUUACAUGCGCUACGUGACAGACUUCUCCAGUGAGAGCUUUGGCAUGUACGUCGGUAUUAUCUACAUAAUCAAAGGAGUAGAGGAGUUGGUCAAUGAAUUCGACCAGGAAAACGCCACAGCAGGCUACUUGAGUUGCAUCAUCGCUAUCCUCUACUUUGGAUCCGUCUACAGUCUAGAGAAGCUAGGCCAGAGUACAGUCUGGCAGCCUUGGUUCCGUGGCAUACUCGCAGACUACGCCUAUGUGUUUACAACCCUUUUCUGGGUGGGAUUCUCCCACAUUCCAGGCAGACUUCAAGAUGCGCACAUCUCACGGCUUCCAGUAACGAAGGCUUUCUAUCCAACUCAGCCUAGAGAUUGGCUAUUGGACUUUUGGAAUCUUCCUGUGAAAUGGAUUUUCGUGGCUGUCCCAUUUGGCUUCUUAGUUAUGCUACUCUUCUACUACGACCAUAAUGUCAGCAGUAUCACGGCUCAGGCACGUCAGUUCCCGUUGAAGAAGCCCGGUGGAUUUCACUGGGAUUUCUUCCUGCUUGGCUGCACCACGUUCGUAGCCGGGAUCUUAGGACUGCCUCUACCGAAUGGUUUAGUUCCACAGGCCCCGGUCCAUACGGACUCUCUUACGAACUACGAAACGAAGCUCAAGAUCAUUCCUACGACCGAAGGCGAAGGCACUGAGAUACGCCGGCCCAUUGUUGAAGCGGUCGACGUAGUUGAGCAGCGUGUCUCACAUUUCCUGAUGGGUCUUGCUCUCAUUGGUACCAUGACCGGUCCAUUGCUUGUAGUGCUCCACACUAUGCCCUCAGCACUGUUUGCUGGGGUUUUCUUCGUCGUUGGUUGGGGUUCUAUUGAAUCUAAUGGAAUUGUUCAAAAACUCGUGUUCCUCAUGUCCGAGAACCGUUUUAUCCAACGUGAUGAGCCUCUUCUCACCAUUCGGCGGCGUAAAAUUUGGCUCUUCAUUGGACUUCAGGGUCUUGGAGUUGCUGCCACGGUUGCUAUCUCUCAGACCAUUGCGGCAAUAGGCUUCCCAGUACUCAUCAUCCUACUCAUUCCUCUCCGAACACAUCUUAUUCCGCGGUGGUUCAGCCUCCGAGAGCUUGAAGUCAUGGACGAGUUUACGUGCACUAACAAGCAAGUCCUGGCUAGUUUGGGCGGUACUCCAAAAUUACCUGAGCACACUCGGGCAGAGGAUUGGGGCUUGGAGCGGCAGCGAUCCGAACGGCGAUUUGGACUGAAACGACAGAGAGCUGGAAGUCUGAAACGCUGA